CUCUGAGCCUCGCUCUCAUUAGCUUCGUCUGGAACUGAGUCCUGGAGCCAAUUAACAGAAGGGGAAAGAAAUAACCCUCAUAAAUCAAGCAAUUAUCAGGCUCUUUGGUGGAGUGCCUUUUGGCACAGGAGCCUCCAGGUUUGGGGAGGGGGAAGGAGGCUGGUGAAUGGUGAAGGGAGCCGCCUCCUUUUAGUCCCUCCCCUGACACCUUGCUUUUUAUAGCCCAUCACCAAAGGAAGGGCCAGCUUUUUGGAGCAGUCAUCCUCCAAGCUCAGCCUGUCUCUCUGCCUGACUCUCCCUUUUCUGGAUUGCAAAGACAUCCUUUUCUUCUUCCUUCCCUAAAGAUGAAGGCUUCUCUUGCAGCCCUGAUGGCAGCCUUGCUCUGCGUGGAGAGAGUAUCUUCGCUGAUGUGCUUCACCUGCGAAAAUGCAGAAUCCAAUUGGGACUGCCUGAGCAUGAAGACGUGUGCGGAGAACGAGAAAUUCUGCAUGACAAAAUAUUUUGGCGGAGGAAUUGGUACUGAGAACAAGCAGUCCAUCAGCAAGGGUUGCUCAGCCACUUGCCCCCAGGGUGGCAUCGACUUGGGCGUCAUGGCCUUCUCCAUGAAAUGCUGUAAUACCUCCUUGUGCAACACGAGCGGUGCCAUCAGUGUCAAAAGCAGCACUUUGAUGCUGGCCGUGGGCACCUUGGCCAGUUUAUUCUACAUCUUCGGAGCCAGGCUGUGAGGCAAGAGGCGGGCACCGUCGUUAUCAGGAGCCAUUUCCACACAAAACUCUCCGCUCGGGGCAACCCUCUGCCUGUUUCCAAGGGCUCUGUGGCCACCUUUGCUCGCAACCUUUGGCCACAGUGGUUCCUGUCCUUCUUGGAAACUUGCUCAGGGCCCAGUAUGUUGAGCAGCGCAGUUUGGUGAUGUUCUGAACAAUGCAAAUGGUUGCGCUUUUUCCAUGUACUUUGUGGUCCCAAAACAUAAUAAAACAAUUAUAUCAGUAAAA
Anolis sagrei ordinatus is the source of this 992-nucleotide messenger RNA. Its product is annotated as lymphocyte antigen 6E-like. Gene Ontology annotation, cellular component: plasma membrane. Gene Ontology annotation, molecular function: acetylcholine receptor inhibitor activity. Lineage: Eukaryota; Metazoa; Chordata; Lepidosauria; Squamata; Anolidae. The record is from RefSeq and is a predicted model, not a curated record.